Molecule: messenger RNA, 1273 nt
Organism: Bubalus bubalis (water buffalo)
Lineage: Eukaryota; Metazoa; Chordata; Mammalia; Artiodactyla; Bovidae
Gene: HSPB7
Product: heat shock protein family B (small) member 7
Exons: 3
Coding region: 101-604 (167 amino acids)
Biological process (GO): heart development
Cellular component (GO): nucleus; cytoplasm
Source: RefSeq, a predicted model, not a curated record
UAAAGCGGCGGUGGCCGGUCCCCGGCAGCUCCCCGAGCCCGCUGCCCCCGCGCUGCCUGUCUGCCCAGCCCGCCGGCCGGGGCCCGCUGCCGCCCCGUGGAUGAGCCACAGGACGUCCUCCACCUUCAGAGCGGAGCGGAGCUUCCAUUCCUCCUCCUCCUCCUCGGCCUCCCACAGCCUCCCGGCCCAGGACCCACCCAUGGAGAAGGCCUUGAGCAUGUUCUCCGAGGAUUUUGGUGGCUUCAUGCGGCCCCACUCGGAGCCCCUGGCCUUUCCAGCACUCCCCACGGCCCGUGCUGGGGGGCCGGGCAACAUCAAGACCCUGGGAGAUGCCUACGAGUUUGCUGUGGACGUGAGCGACUUCUCACCUGAGGACAUCAUCGUCACCACCUCCAACAACCACAUCGAGGUGCGGGCUGAGAAGCUGGCAGCCGAUGGCACCGUCAUGAACACCUUCGCUCACAAGUGCCAGCUGCCUGAGGACGUGGACCCCACGUCGGUGACCUCGGCCCUGCGGGAGGACGGCAGCCUCACCAUCCGGGCCCGGCGCCAGCCCCCCACGGAGCACGUGCAGCAGACCUUCCGGACGGAGAUCAAGAUCUGAGGCCGCCCCUGCCCCACCCCCAACUACCCCGUGUCCUGUUCUCCCCGCUGGCCAGCCAGAGUGGCUCUCCUGAUCCCCUCGUGACAGCGCUGGGGACAUCUCAGCCCAGGUUCUGGGCCCUGACACCCCACCCCACCCCAGACCCCAGGUGGGUCACCCCCACCCCCAAAUGAGGGCUUCUGAUCUACCCAGGGCAGGUCGGGGACCCCCCGCCUCACUCGUGACCCCCAGAUUGCAGAUGCGGCCUUAAUCCAGAAGAAAAGGUUUGCGAUGGGAACAGGAGAUCCAGAGAACCCGGUUUGGAGAAGGGGCUUAGGACAGGCAAUCUGGGCAAAUAAUCUGCAGGACAGACAGACAGACAUAUUCUUUCAUCUUUGGAGUCUCUGCAGGGCAGGGGAACUGGGCGCCCGGGACCCCCUUGGCCAAGGGGAGCAGGAGGGCGGAGGGAGAUUGCUGGCAGAGGUGCCCACAAAACCGAACUGCCCAGGCACAGAGAGGCCAGGAGACAGCCCUGAUGGUCCGCUUCCCCGCGGCCGCUCUCCAAGCCCCGAGCCGGCUGCCAGGCUGCCCGCCCACAAGGUGCCCCAUCCAGCCCGCUGCCCCCCGGGCAGGGCCAUGUUGUGUCUGUAUAUAGACGGGGUUUUUCCAAUACAGCUGGUUCGUGAUGAA